Molecule: messenger RNA, 1594 nt
Organism: Phycomyces blakesleeanus NRRL 1555(-)
Lineage: Eukaryota; Fungi; Mucoromycota; Mucoromycetes; Mucorales; Phycomycetaceae
Exons: 7
Coding region: 1-1506 (501 amino acids)
Biological process (GO): iron-sulfur cluster assembly
Cellular component (GO): cytosol
Molecular function (GO): ATP-dependent FeS chaperone activity; ATP binding; 4 iron, 4 sulfur cluster binding
Source: RefSeq, a predicted model, not a curated record
AUGGCAUCUGCAACUGAACAAAUAUCAACGGAGAAUGCUCCAGAGCACUGUCCUGGUCCAGAGAGUCAGGCAGCUGGACAAGCCGACGCUUGUGCUGGGUGUCCUAACCAGAAUAUCUGCGCUACUGCUCCAAAGGGUCCUGACCCAGACAUUGCUUUCAUUACGCAGCGCAUGGCAUCCGUAAAACACAAGAUCUUGGUUCUGUCAGGAAAAGGAGGUGUUGGAAAGUCAAGCUUUACUUCUCAACUAGCCUUUGCCUUGUCGCACGAUGAGGAGGUCCAGGUCGGUGUGAUGGAUAUCGAUAUAUGCGGUCCUUCGAUCCCUACAAUCAUGGGCCUCGAAAAUGAACAGAUCCACCAGAGCAACAGUGGCUGGCAACCUGUAUUCGUCCAAGAGAAUCUGGCUGUCAUGAGCAUCGGAUUCAUGCUUCCGGACAAAGAUGAUGCUGUAAUCUGGCGUGGGCCAAAGAAGAAUGGUCUGAUCAAGCAGUUCUUGAGAGAUGUGGACUGGGGAGAGCUUGACUACUUGCUGGUCGACACUCCUCCAGGUACCUCGGAUGAACAUCUUUCUGUGACCACAUUCCUUAAGGAAAGCGGCAUUGACGGUGCAGUAAUCAUCACUACUCCACAAGAGGUUGCUCUUCAGGACGUUCGCAAGGAAAUCGAUUUUUGCCGCAAGGCCAAGAUUCCAAUCCUGGGCAUGGUAGAAAACAUGGCCGGUUUUGUCUGUCCUUCAUGUCAUGGCGAAUCCAUCAUCUUCCCUCCCAGCACCGGUGGAGCAGCGGCUCUUGCCAAAGAACUCAACAUUGACCUCUUGGGAUCUAUUCCACUCGAUCCUCGGGUAGCCAAGAGCUGUGAUAUGGGUGUUUCAUUUAUGGACGAGCAUCCUGACUCCCCUGCAUGUACUGCCUAUGAAGCAAUUAUUGAGAGUCAUCGCCUUGGUUCUGCUUUGGCUCCUAAUACCAUUGAAAUCUAUCUUGACUACGUCUGUCCAUUUUCGGCCAAAAUUUACAAGAAGCUUAGAGAGCAAUUCUGGCAAUUGACAGAAGAAAAAUACCCUGACAAGUUCCAAGUUAUCUUCCGUCAGCAAGUUCAGCCUUGGCAUGCAUCUUCUACACUUGUGCACGAAGCUGCUCUCGCAGUAGAGAGAAUCAAUUCUCAAAAAUUCUUUCCAUUUUCCGAUGCCCUGUUUGCUCACCAGGCUGAAUACUUUGAUGAGGCUGUCGAAGAAAAGACUCGUCGUCAGUUGAUUGAUCAAUUGAGCACCCUGGCUUCAAGUGUCGGCGUUUCUGGCGAGGAAGUCAAAGGACUUUUAUCAAAUGGAACAGGCGAGCCAAAGAAUGCAGGCAAUAAGCUGUCCAAUGAUCUCAAGCUGGCCAUCCGCCUAGGUCGCCAAAAUGGUAUCCACGUCAGCCCAACUGUUUUGUUUAAUGGAAUCCGCGAUGACAGUGUAUCUUCAAGCUGGGAAAUUAAGCAGUGGGAUGAUUAUUUGAAAUCAAAGCUUUAAAAUUAAAAAAGUGAACAUAAAUAAAAUCAAUCAAUUAACCAAAUAAAAAAAUAAAAAAAAAUAAACCAAGCUUCAAAGCUUUCUUAUU